Molecule: messenger RNA, 854 nt
Organism: Vanrija pseudolonga
Lineage: Eukaryota; Fungi; Basidiomycota; Tremellomycetes; Trichosporonales; Trichosporonaceae
Gene: Trappc6b
Product: Trafficking protein particle complex subunit 6B
Exons: 3
Coding region: 1-783 (260 amino acids)
Biological process (GO): endoplasmic reticulum to Golgi vesicle-mediated transport; regulation of GTPase activity
Cellular component (GO): cis-Golgi network; trans-Golgi network; TRAPP complex
Source: RefSeq, a predicted model, not a curated record
AUGUCACGGCCGCCAUCGUCCAGCACGACCCCACACGCCCCAAUCGCGCCCAUAGCCCCAGCAGCGGUGCACGCGCUCGCCGCGCCCGUCCCGGCGCUCGUCGACGCCGCGCUGCCAGCGUACCUCGUCCCCGCGGCGCUCAAGGCGCUGACCGACUCGGCAAGCUACGCCGUGCACCGCCGGCUCGAGGCCGAGCGCGAGGCGGAGGGCUCGGCCGAGGGAGCAUUCGCUACGGAAGCCGCGGCCGCCGCCAAGGGCAAGGGAAAGUCGGCCGCCGCGGACGCGGUCCCCGGUAUCGUCGAGGAGGCGGUCGUUACACGCAUGGAGAGGAUCGGGUUCAUGGUCGGCGGGUUUGUGGCUGAGAAACUCACCGCAGCCCGCGCACCCAUCGCGUCCCACCUCGACAUCAUCAAGUUCAUCUGCAAGGACCUCUUCCUGCACGUGUACGGCAAGCAGAUUGACAACCUGCGCACCAACCACCGCGGCGUGUUCGUGCUCCAGAGCCACGCGUUCCCGCCGCUCGCGGGGCUGAGCAGCUUCCGUGGCGCUGCGGCCGACCUCGAGGCAGCGCGCGUGCACCUCGUCUUUCCGCAGGCGCUUGUCCAGGGCGCGCUGGCACGGCUGGGCAUGGUCGCGACUGUUACGGCUGAGAGCGCACAGCUGCCCCAGUGCACAUUCCAGAUCCGCACCGUCAAGCACUCGUCGGGUGCUGCGAGCCAGCAGCCUCCACUGUCUGCUGGCGUGCCCCCCACACCGACGAGGCAAUCGCUGGGAGGCGCAUAGCCACAUCCCUUGUAACUAUACCCGCCCUUCUAUACCAUUCAAUGGAAUACCUGUACAAUGGAAUACCUGCA